Molecule: messenger RNA, 1140 nt
Organism: Clonostachys rhizophaga
Lineage: Eukaryota; Fungi; Ascomycota; Sordariomycetes; Hypocreales; Bionectriaceae
Source: the annotation of a GenBank genome assembly
AUGGUUUCCAUCUACGACAUCUUGCCAAUUGAACUCUUGGAUUCAACUCUCGCCUUCCUCCCGUUGCCUGACCUCGAGGCAUUCGCCCUCACCUCGAAGUACUCCCGAGAGGUCGCUCAGAACCGCCUCCAAAUUCAGCGAGAUCUAUUCCGCCGAGCUUCAACCUUUAAAGUGGAUGGAUUCUGCGAGCUGGGGCCUGUUCCCUGGCUUGCGCCAGUAAUCCAGGUUCUCCGUGAGCCAUUCUUUGGAACCUACAUCCAAAAGCUCGACACAGAUGUCUUUGCAGCAGACAGGACACUUGAAGUAUGCCUGAAAGAGCGCCUCGGGAGUACUAGACGCGAUUUUGUGCCUGAUUCCGACUGGUCACUCCUUCUUCGGGCGGCCCAGAGAUGCUUCACCGACUGGUUCGAUCUUCCCGAGGCCCCAAGUUAUCGGGAGGCGUUCUUCAACAGUGUCGAAAAUUUGGAGUCUUCGGCACUACUCGCCGUGUUGGCCUGCCAUCUUCCCAAUCUUCGGGUCCUCACACUCACUACCGAGUGCUAUGGUGGCAUGGUGGACCUCCCCUGGUUUUUAGGGUUGGCUCAGCGCAUUCAUGUGAGACCAGAUGGGCCUCUCCUCGGCUGUCAACCCUUUGCUCGUCUAGAGCAUCUAAAGGGGGACUCAUACAACGGCUUCUAUGGCUUAGACUUCCAGUGCAUCGCUCCAUUCAUCGCACUCCCAAGUGUACGGUGGCUUGAAACGCCGCAGAACCACGAAGAGGGGUUUGACUGGCCACCCUACCUCCCCCGAUCCAAUAUUAGAGAGAUCGUGCUCGAUGGGAGUUCGAUCCCGGAGGAUGUCAUUAGGGAGUUCGCUGCAGACGCCCUCAAAGGGCCCUGUGUCAUCAGGCAAGCAUGGUCUGUGAGGAGAGAUGGCGAAACGCCGGAGCCAACAUGGAACCGACUGGAGAUUCCUUUUGAAGGGGCCAAGGCGGAGGACCAUAUAGUAGAGUUCAGACAGGACAGAGAUCCUUACAUGGUACCAUUCGGUGACAUAUGGUACUCGAAGAUCGGAUGGGAGGUCAAGGGUGGAGGAAGUCUGCUCGGGAACAGGCCAGUUCUGGACGUCGACGGGGGUUCUUGGCUUACUCCAGAAUACUAG